AUGGAGCCACCAAGCCGGUGGAAGCUGUGGAGCCUCCUGGAAAGAUACCGCGAUACCUGGGAGGAGCCCAAAGUUGCGAGAGUCAAGUACGCUGCCAGAUUCACAGUCCAUGGCAGGCCUUUCAAGGCGAGAGUACGGCACUACGAGCCGGAAAUGCGUGAGGAGCUCGAGAAGCAGGUUAAGAAGCAGCUCGGGUUAGGAGUCGUGAGACCUUCGAAGAGUGAGUGGGCCGCGGCUCCACACUUUGUCAAGAAGAAAACGGGAGAAUGGAGGUGCGUUAUAGACUACAGGCGGCUGAAUGCGUCGAUGGUGGCAGACUCCUACCCACUACCGCGCAUCUGGGACCACCUACGCCGUGCAGCCGGAAAGAAGUACUACUGCACGUUGGACACCAACAGCGGAUUCUGGAAUGUCCCGAUCGAGGAGGGGAGUAAGCCGUUGACGGCAUUCAUAACUCCGACCGGGCUAUUCGAAUUCAACGUCAUCCCAUUCGGGAUAAAGAACUCACCUGCUGAGUUCCAGCGGGCCAUGGAUGCUUGUUUCGAGCCCUUACUCGGCGACGAUGC
Gregarina niphandrodes is the source of this 566-nucleotide messenger RNA. Its product is annotated as putative polymerase polyprotein. The annotation marks the transcript as partial. Lineage: Eukaryota; Apicomplexa; Conoidasida; Eugregarinorida; Gregarinidae. The transcript has a single exon. The record is from RefSeq and is a predicted model, not a curated record. Gene Ontology annotation, molecular function: protein binding.